Conger conger (European conger) is the source of this 1570-nucleotide messenger RNA. It is a transcript of the gene tfap2e, whose product is annotated as transcription factor AP-2 epsilon. Gene Ontology annotation, biological process: anatomical structure development; regulation of transcription by RNA polymerase II; regulation of cell population proliferation. Gene Ontology annotation, cellular component: nucleus. NCBI's taxonomy places the organism in Eukaryota, Metazoa, Chordata, Actinopteri, Anguilliformes, Congridae. The record is from RefSeq and is a predicted model, not a curated record. The transcript is spliced from 7 exons. Gene Ontology annotation, molecular function: DNA-binding transcription factor activity, RNA polymerase II-specific; RNA polymerase II transcription regulatory region sequence-specific DNA binding. Bases 177 to 1454 code for a protein of 425 amino acids.
CUUUGCGAGAAGAGCGUAUGUAAUCAGAUUAAAACAAAUAUUCAUACAGUACCUUAAUGGAUCUUCCGAACAAACGAAAGAGUUCUGGAUCGUAGCUUUCCAGGAGUUUGUGUGAGGACACUGCAAGCAAUCACCCAGAACCGGAAUUUGAUCUAUAUAGGCUGUUCAUCAGUCUGAUGUUAGUCCACACGUACUCGACUAUGGACCGAGCUGAUGGACUGACCGGCUCCACGCCGAGUGGCCGGCUCUCACAGCUCUCUUCACUAAAUCAAGCAGCCUACUCGUCGGCCCCUCCGCUUUGCCAUACACCGGCCUCCGAUUUCCAGCCUCCUUACUUCCCCCCGCCCUACCCGCAGCAUUCGCUCUCGUAUUCCCAGAGUCAAGAUUCCGGAUACCCACACCUACCGGACCCCUAUGCGUCCAUCAAUCCCAUCCAUCAGCACCAGCCAGCGGCAUGGCACUCACAGCGGUCUCGGCAGGAGGAAGCUGGGCUCUUAUCACAGUCUCAUCGGGCACUGAGCCUUGACCCCAGGCGGGAGUACCCCGGUGUAUCGCGACUUCUCCAUGGACUAGGGGAGGGGGCAACUGCGCUUGGAGAGGGACCUCUAGGAAUGCACGCAGUCAGUCAUCACAGUCUUGACGACAUACAGGUAAUGGAGGAGGGGUCAGCCCUGGGCAUCUUGGAUCACUCUGUCAUUAAGAAAGUGCCCAUUCCCUCCAAGCUGAAUGGAUCAGCCCUGUCUGCCCUCUCCCUCAGCAAAGAAGGGCUGGGUCUGGGAGGGGUGUCGAACCCGGCCGAGGUCUUCUGCUCCGUCCCAGGACGCCUGUCCCUCCUCAGCUCCACCUCCAAGUACAAGGUGACAGUGGGGGAGGUGCAGCGCAGGCUGGCCCCGCCCGAAUGCCUGAACGCCUCCCUGCUGGGUGGAGUCCUGCGCAGAGCAAAGUCAAAAAACGGCGGCCGCUGUCUGAGGGAGCGUCUGGAAAAGAUUGGCCUCAAUCUCCCUGCCGGACGGCGCAAGGCAGCCAACGUCACGCUGCUGACGGCGCUGGUGGAGGGAGAGGCCGUGCACCUGGCCCGUGAUUUCGGCUACGUGUGCGAGACGGAGUUCCCCUCCCGGGCCAUGGCAGAGUACCUGUGCAGGCAGAGUGACCCGGACCAGCUGCACACCCGGCGCAGCAUGCUGCUGGCUACCAAGCAAAUCUGCAAGGAGUUUAUUGACCUGAUGUCCCAGGACCGGUCGCCCCUGGGUGCGGGAAGGCCCACCCCCUGCCUGGAGCCCAGCAUCCAGGGCAACCUGACCCACUUCAGCCUGCUCACGCAUGGCUUCGGCACCCCUGCCAUCUGCGCCGCCCUCUCCGCCUUCCAGAGCUACCUGCUGGAGGCCGUCAAACUGCUGGACAAGGGAGAGGGGGGAGGCAAGGGCCAUGACAAGGACCUCAAGCACCGCAAGUAGCCCUCCCCCCCCACCCCCAACGACGGAGAAAUGGACUCACCCACACUGGCGCUCCUCCUGAAUGGAAGAGCGGAGUGAUAUUUAUUUAUCUUUCUGGCCCCUUUGCACCCACUUCU